AUGGCCGAGGUUCAGCUCAUUGCGACACUGCGUCCCGCCGCUGGAAAAGAAGAGCAGCUUCGAGAAAUCCUCUGCCAGACGGUCGGCCACGUGACCCGUGUGGAAAAAGGAUGCUUCACCUUUCUUCUAACUGAAAGUCGUGGCGCUGAUAAUGUGCUCGAGUUCAAGGUCAUCGAGAGGCAAGUGGGCCAGCUCAGAGAUUCUGGCGCAGCAUCACCACCGAGAUUGGCUGCAACAAAUGUACCAGAUCUUCGAGGAGCAGAAUCUGCUGGAGGGUCCGGAGCGCAUCGAGCAUUUGACCUUUAUUUCAGGUUUUGUGUCGCGCUAGAUCUGCAACGCAGCGCAUCUGUCGAGGGUCUCAAAGUGUUGAUUGGUAGAUGA
Molecule: messenger RNA, 381 nt
Organism: Aspergillus tanneri
Lineage: Eukaryota; Fungi; Ascomycota; Eurotiomycetes; Eurotiales; Aspergillaceae
Exons: 3
Coding region: 1-381 (126 amino acids)
Source: RefSeq, a predicted model, not a curated record